GCCGUACUACGGGUUGGUCUGUUUUUCUUUUACUUCAGGAUAUACUUAUGGAGUAGGCUGGAUGUCCUUUAUUAUAGUUAAUCGGUGGGGUGCUUAUACAAUUAUGGUCCGGUUUUAAGUGCUACGUUUUUCAAAGAAUAAGAGGACAACGAAGCCGGUUCAAAUCCCGUGAUUGGCAAGGCCUUACCAUCAGUUGCUCCAGGGAUCUUGCAUUCCCAACUCUACGGCGCUCAGGCUAGAAACGCCUGCUAAAUUAAUAAAUGUAAAUGUAGACAUGUAAAACAUGCGAUCGGUGAGUUACGUGCAGCGUGUCAGCCUUGACUUUACCGGGACGUUGUUUCCACACGCCAUAUGCCUGGGGGAUGCAGACAACGACUCGCUAAACGAGCUUGUGGUCGGAGACACCAGCGGGAAGCUCUACGUCUAUAAGAAUGACGAGUCCAAGCCCUGGCUGACCCGCUCCUGCGCAGGGAUGCUCACCUGUGUGGGAGUGGGGGACAUCUGCAACAAAGGGAAGAACUUUGUAAUAGCUGUGGGGGCAGAGGGUUGGCUUCAUCUGUUUGACCUGUCAGCUGCAGCCAAGUCUGAAUCAUCCAGCCAGCAGGAGGCGCUGUUCUUUGAUGAUCAGACGCCCUACUUUACGCAACAUAUUCCAGCUAACACUAAAGUGAUUCUUAUUAGUGAUAUUGAUGGUGAUGGACGGAAUGAGCUGGUGUUGGGCUACACAGACCGUGUGGUGCGAGCGUUCCGCUGGGAGGAACCCCCAGACGCCCCUGAGCUGGAGAAUGGGCAACUUGUUCUGCUGAAGAAGUGGCUGCUGGAGGGCCAGGUUGACAGUCUGUCUGUGAACCCUGGACCUGAGGGUCUCCCUGAAUUGAUGGUUUCUCAGCCUGGCUGUGGCUACGCUAUCCUCUUGUGUUCCUGGACACAAGAGGGUCCUGCUGAGCCUGACUGCAGUGCUUCAUCCUCCCCUGAGGGGGAAGGACCUCCCAAAGACGUCAUCCUCCACCUGACCUCCGGCCGCAUCCAUAACAAAAACGUCUCCACCCACCUGAUCGGCAGCAUCGGCCAAGGGCCCUCCAGUGACCCCUCCACAUGUGGCCUGUUUGCCCUCUGCACGCUGGACGGCACCCUGAAGCUGAUGGACAGCACUGAGCAGCUCCUGUGGUCCGUGCAGGUAGACCAUCAGCUAUUUGCCCUGCAGAAGCUAGAUGUCACGGGGGAUGGGAGAGAAGAGGUGGUGGCCUGUGCCUGGGAUGGCCAGACGUACAUCAUCGACCACAACCGUGCUGUUGUCAGGUUCCAGUUUGAUGAGAAUGUCAGCGCCUUCUGUGCAGGCCUGUAUGCCUGUAAGGAGGGCAAGAACACACCCUGCCUGGUCUACGUCAGCUUCAACCACAAGAUCUAUGUCUACUGGAGCGUUGGGCUGGAGCGCAUGGAGUCCACCAACCUCCUGAAGGUCUUGGAGGAGCAGACCGAAUACCACGAGCUGCUGCGGCGUCUGGGAGUGGAUCCUGAGGACACGGAGACUGUGAGGGGGCUGAUCCAAGAUGUGCUGUAUGGGGAGAAGCACCCUGCACCCCCCCUGUCUGCCAUCUAGCUGCUUCUCUGCCCCCCCCCAGCUGCACCCCCAUCUUUCUGUUUAUUUUUCUGUACAGUUUAGAGUUUGGGUAACAUGUUUGGUCUUGGCACCAUCAGUCAGCUGGGCAUAGAGCAGCGUGCUCCUCAUCCAUGGUACCGCUGCAUGGCUUAGAGAUGCGAGACAAAACCCACAAGCUCCUCUGGAACUACUGUUUGCACAGUGGCAGUAUGUGACACUGUGGUUUAGGAUCUGUUAUCUGAAGGUUGCCAGUUAAAAAGCCUCGUGUCAUCGCUAAGACCUUGAAUGAGAUUUUGGAGAAAAGCAUCGGGCAAAUAAAUAAGUGUAAAUAUUAAGCUGGGACAUGAACUGGCAGCUCCAUUAAGGACAGUUCAUAGAACAGUCAAUGGAACAGUCCAUAGAUUGUAGACAGAUGGAUUCUGUAUGAACUACUUGUCAUACCUACAAAUGCACUGGAAUGGUGGGAAAAAUACCAUGGUGGUGUAGCGCCAGCAGUCUACCACAGAGAAGAGAAAAUGACAUUAAUGGUUGAUGUGUGUGUGACAUUAAGAGAACUGUGUAGUGCCUUGAAUUUUCAAAGUCUCUUGACUUUGAGUUUUGACCUUAUAGUUUAGCUGGAAACCAAUUGAAAUCUUGAACCUUUCAAGUUGUUCCACUUUACAUUUCAUGCUGCCUCUUUGUAGCCACUGCCUAAAUGCAUACAUAAUUCUAAUUUCCUUUUUGUUGUUGUUACUAAAUGUAAAAUAUACCUUUGCAUACUGAA
Brienomyrus brachyistius is the source of this 2363-nucleotide messenger RNA. RefSeq names its product integrin alpha FG-GAP repeat containing 2 (gene itfg2). NCBI's taxonomy places the organism in Eukaryota, Metazoa, Chordata, Actinopteri, Osteoglossiformes, Mormyridae. Bases 284 to 1600 code for a protein of 438 amino acids. The record is from RefSeq and is a predicted model, not a curated record. Gene Ontology annotation, biological process: regulation of TOR signaling. The transcript has 12 exons. Gene Ontology annotation, molecular function: protein binding. Gene Ontology annotation, cellular component: KICSTOR complex.